AUGUUUCCAUCAUCACUUUACGGUUACAAUUACGAUGAAAUAAAUCCUUAUCCAAAUCAGUUACAUCCUAGUAACAGAUAUGGAGAUGGUAGAAACUAUUAUAUCCACCCAAGAAAUAAUAAUAGUAGCGGUUAUUAUAAUAAUAGCUAUAAUCAUAGACCUUAUUAUAAUGGCUUCUAUAAUAACAAUCCACGUCACAUCAAUAGUAAUUAUAAUUAUUAUGAUCAUGAUAAUGAUACACAAUAUCACAAAGGAAAUAUUAAAUUAUUCGAACCAGAAAAAAUUGCAAAAAUAGCAGCAAAUAAAAUUUAUAAAUUUAUUAAUCAAAGCCAACAAAAUAAAAAUACAAAAGUAAUUCUUAAAAAACUUUUAGAAUUGAAAUCAAUUCAACAACAAUUAUUAAAUAUUCAAUCAAAAUAUGACAAUAAAAUUGGUCAAUUAACAUUCCGUAUCAAUGAUAAAGAUGAUAAUAAGAAGAAACAAAUCUUACCAAUUACAAAAGAAAACAAAAUGUUUUUAAUGGUGGAAGAUUUAAUACUUAAAACUUUAGAAAAAUUGGAUAAGAUAUACAGUGAUGGAUCUGAUUUGAUAAGAGAACGGAGGAAAGAAAUUGUAAAGAUUGCACAAGGAAUGUUGGAUGAACUGGAUAAAGAAAAGGACCAACAAUGGAAGGAACAUUUAAAAUUUAACAAUGAAUCAAAUAAAAUUCCAAAAUAG
Molecule: messenger RNA, 717 nt
Organism: Entrophospora candida
Lineage: Eukaryota; Fungi; Glomeromycota; Glomeromycetes; Entrophosporales; Entrophosporaceae
Source: the annotation of a GenBank genome assembly